Physcomitrium patens is the source of this 3413-nucleotide messenger RNA. Lineage: Eukaryota; Viridiplantae; Streptophyta; Bryopsida; Funariales; Funariaceae. The record is from RefSeq and is a predicted model, not a curated record.
GGAAGGGAAUGUCUGGCCACGCUCUUAAGGAUUCGCUCUGCCUUCAGCCGAACUGAAAGAACAUUGCCGCUUACAUUCCUUUUUUUCUUCUUUUUUUAGUACAGUUUUUAAAGCUUUUUAUAUAUUUAUUUUCAUUUUUAUUUUCAUGGGUUCCUUUGCUUCCCCCGCUUCCUUCGGCGCCUCAGCUCCCUUUCAGCCUGAAUCCGCGUUUCUAGUUUCAAACCCAUACUGUCGUACUCACACUCUGGCUCCGAACCUGAUUCCAAAGCCCUGCUAGGGGCUUGCAUUUGUCUGGUUUGCUUUCAUUUCAAAGUAUUGGAGUCUGUUGCUUUUCGUCUUGUGAAUCUGCCAGUUUGUGGUGGUCAGCUGCAACGGCUGUUUCUCCUUCUUUUCUUCUAUAUUUUAAAAAAUACUCUUUUUUUUAUUUUCGUUUAUUUUUUUUCGUCUCGCCGUGAUUGUAGCAGAGGGGUUGUUUUGUGACAUGGCUGAUUCGUAGUGGUUUUGGUCGAGAGAGGUGCAUCGUCACAUCGCUGCUUCUUUGAAUCUGGAGCUAUAACGAGGUUUUGUGAUUGUAGGGCUGGCGGUGAUGACUUGUUGGUGAGGGGUAGCUUUGUAUCUGUGAUCCGGUUUCCUCCGGGAGCCAGACCCUGCUGUUUCUCAGCCAUUAUUUGGAGUUGUUGUUGCUGUUGUUGUGGCCAUUGUGGGUUGAAGAUGUUCGACGGAGCCAAACGAGGUCUGCGAAGGAGUGGCACAGAAGGAGCGAUUAAAGGAGUUCCAGGACAGUGUAGAAUCAUUCAUCAGCAACAGAGCAUAGUGCAGGGUUGGUUUCUGUAGCUAGUGUAUUUCUUCGAAGGUGUGAGUUUAGCAGCCUAGCUGCUGCAUUUCAAUAGGCGUUUGUACGGGCGAGAGGAGGAGCGUGGGUUGAUUAUUAUCUGCAGGGGCGAAGAAUACAGGUUAGGAAUUUCUUUCAUAUGAAUCGCGGUUGUUCAGGCGUGCGAGACAUAGUUCCUUGGAGAAAAAUGUGGUGGGCCGUACUUCAGGUUUUCGGAAGUUGGUGAUUUAAUCUACAGCAGACUGGGUCAGGAAUUGGAACAUUUACUUGGAGCUGUCUUGCGAGCUCAUUCAGGAUGGGGAUAUGUUUCCCGAAAGCCGCUCAACCGAAAUACAAGGACGAGCCUUUAAAUCCAAAACCUUCUGCGGUGGUUCCUACGUCGUCUUCCCCAAUUUAUUGCGAAGAAACUCCCGAGCCCCUUGCUCCGAGUACCCCUACUCAUGAGCAUUCAUACUCGGAAGCUGAGAGUAAUCUUCCAAGAGUGCAGCUGAUAGGAGAUAUGUUGUGUCCUUUUACUCUGCGUGUACAAAUUGCACUGCAAUUUAAGGGUGUCAUCGUGGAUCCAACCUGGCUGACUCCUGUAGACCUGACCAACCCCAAGUUAGUAAAUGCUAGUCCUAAUGGGAAGUAUCCCGUUUUGCAUUAUGGUCUUCAUAAACUCAGUGGAUCAACAGAUGCUAUGCUGGAUUACAUAGAGGAAACCUUCGAAGACCCCACCUUGAUCCCUAAGCCUGUGGAAACGGAAGUAAUGCAGUGGGUAGCAUUCAUUCGAGAUGAACUUACUCCAAUCGUGGGGCAGCUUUUGUACGAUGGCAGUCCUCUUGUGCAGCAAGAAUUAGAGUCAAAACUGGAGUCUUGUUUUAUGAAGCUAGAUAGUGGUAUAUGGGAGCAUGGGAAGCAGGGUCGAUUCUUUUUUGGUAAUCAAUUCACACUAGUAGAUGUCUAUCUUAUUCCCAUCCUUCUCUUAGUCGACGUAGCCAAGUUCUUCCGCGGUAUUGAAAUCUCGACCUUGCACUCUCAUCUGCUGGCUUACAGUCGAGCCAUGCAUUCGUUUCCCAACUAUGCUCCAGUGAGGGUAAAUACAGAACUACUAAAAGGAGCCGUGGCAAAGACUCUUGUGGAGAGGGCACCAUCACCCUUGAUAGUGAUGACUGUGCUACAGCAUAGGAGCAUUUUGUGGCACUUAGAGAGGCUUGUAGUCUUGGCUGAUGGGCUGCCCGUGGACAAACUUGCCAAUGAAGACUCUGGAAGACGCGGAGUGGCAGGGAAACAGAUGCAGCUGCUAUGGAAGAUGUACGGGCGAUCACUGGACUUGAUGCAAGAGCAUGCUCAGAUGGAGGAGAGGGUCAUUUUCCCUGCAAUAGAGUCCACUGAGGAAGGUAUGAGCGAGUGCGCGCUUGCAGAUCAUGCUCGGGAUCUCCCGGUGAUGAAUGGUAUCCGUGAGGACAUAAAGGGUGUAAUGGCUCUGGAGCAGGGUUGCUCUGACCAUCUAGAGGGCUUGCAAGCUGUGGUUAAACGGCUGCACAUUCUUCAAGAAAACAGCGUGGAGCACUACCAUGAAGAAGAGAGGGAUUUAUUACCGCAGCUGAAUGCAGCUGGACUUGGCAACAAGAAGCAGGAGGAGCUGGUCACACAAAGUAUUGCGGUGAUGGAGGAGACUCAUGGGAGAUUAUUGCCUUUCUUCCUGCAAGGGUUGGAGCCUCAUGAAAUCAGUCAAUACUUUGGCCUCCUCCACAGUUUAUUUGAUGGAGGCAAAAGCCGAGUAUUCACAAGAAUGUCUUUCUGUUUGAAGAAUGCUGACGAAGAAUUCAAAGAAGUGUGCAGAGUGGCUCAAGCAAAGAUGACGGAGCUUGCAAACCCCUCCAACGAAAAGACUGUCGGAUUGUAGUGCCAUCUUAAGGAAUGAGCUUCUGAUCACUUUGUUGUACUAUGUAAAGUUGGGUUCUUCAAGGUUUUGAUGGAUAUCAAUCAACUGUACGAUCUGAAAAACACGGGCUCCUCCUACCUCGGCACAAUUUUGAUUUUCAGCUGGGUGGCGAUCAGCGGUUAUAGGCUGUUCUUGUCUUCCUCGCCCCCAAUCGGGUGCUCUGUCUCUACUCCUCUUCUAUUUACUGUGGAGUGGUCUAUAAGGGAUUUUGAUCGGAAACCUCUUCGUCACCUGUAGUGUACUAUUAGGUCCAGGUAAAGGUAGUCUUGAACUCAUCAGUGGUAAAAUAGUAGGUGGCUCUUACAUGGGUCAAUAUCUAGUGUAAUUGCCCGGUUUCUUGGCAACGUUGUUGGUAAAGGAUUCUUGUGAUAUCUGUUAAAUGUCAACAAGUGUUGGUGGGAUGCUGAGUUAACCGUUACAUUCAUUUAUUAAGGAGUCCCUUGCCUUUCAUUUAGGCACUGUAGAGCACUGGGAUUCUAUCUUCAGUUUAUGAUAAUGUCAAGAUUUGAGCCGUAAGCUUAUUAUCGAAGGUCUCUUGUCAAGAUAUUAGCUCUUGAAGGGAUUCAGUUUUUGCUCAGCACACGUGAAGUGUGGGCAUCCUGUGCUCAUGCUUUUUCAGCUAUGAAAAGAAAAUCGUUUUAUUUUGGUGCUCAA